Messenger RNA from Rhinopithecus roxellana (golden snub-nosed monkey), 2565 nucleotides. RefSeq names its product EEF1A lysine methyltransferase 1 (gene EEF1AKMT1). Gene Ontology annotation, biological process: methylation. Gene Ontology annotation, molecular function: protein-lysine N-methyltransferase activity; nucleic acid binding. Lineage: Eukaryota; Metazoa; Chordata; Mammalia; Primates; Cercopithecidae. The record is from RefSeq and is a predicted model, not a curated record. The transcript is spliced from 5 exons. Bases 749 to 1393 code for a protein of 214 amino acids.
GGCGGGUUCGCGCGCAGCUGUGGGGUUGGCUGCGCGCCGCCGAGGGGUUUUGGACUGGCUUAGGUGCCUUUCGUGUGUUUGUUUCUCACCCUUUUUCCAGGGCGGUAGUGGUGGAAGAGUUUAGUUAGCGGUGGCUGGCGGACGCCUGAGGGAAGGACCUGGCGCUGGCCUGAGAAUGGGUCCUGGUUGCUGGUUGGGCGCGGUCGGGCCUCGUGUCCGGGUCGCUGGAAGGGGCCGCGUCCUGGGCCGCGCACGUUGGCUUCCGGGCCUCAGGCAGCCUUGGUGCUGAGGGGAGCGUGAACCCCUAGGCUGCGGCAGCGCGUGGAGGCCUUCCUUCCGAGUAGAAACAGGACUCGGCCUGCGGUCCUUUCCAUCUUUGCUCUCAGAAGUUCGCGGAUGGAGUUUGCGAAAUACCCGACCAAGCUUGACUGUCCGCUGCUGGAGGGCGGGCACCCGCGACGCCUGUCGCCGGGGCUUCUGAGGCGGGUCGCCUGCCGGGUGCGGGGGCUGCGAGGUGGAAUAGACUAGGACGAGGGCGGCUUUACUGCGAAACGGCUUCACGGCUGCUGCCUUGACUCGAAAGCCAGUAGCUUCGGAGCUGCGGAAGAAGCGCUGGGACGAUCCCGGAGGGAGCCACGUGUCAGACAGGAAGGCCUUCCUGAUGGGGUUGUGCUUACACGCGGUGUCCAUCACAACGUCGCACUGCACACCUACGACCUGCAUUUCACUGUUAUAAACAACUUGUGAAAUGAGUGAUUUGGAAGAUGACGAGACACCCCAGCUUUCUGCCCACGCCUUAGCAGCUCUCCAGGAAUUUUAUGCUGAGCAAACACAACAAAUUGACCUAGGCGAGGAUGAUAAAUAUAACAUUGGAAUAAUAGAAGAGAAUUGGCAGUUGAGCCAGUUUUGGUAUAGUCAGGAAACUGCUCUGCGACUUGCACAGGAGGCAAUUGCAGCUGUAGGAGAAGGUGGCAGAAUCGCAUGUGUGAGUGCCCCUAGUGUUUACCAGAAACUCAGAGAGCUGUGCAGAGAAAACUUGACUAUAUAUAUCUUUGAAUAUGACAAAAGAUUUGCCGUGUAUGGAGAGGAGUUUAUUUUCUAUGAUUACAAUAAUCCAUUGGACUUACCCGAAAGAAUUGCUGCACAUAGUUUUGACAUCGUAAUAGCAGAUCCUCCCUAUCUUUCGGAGGAAUGUCUCAGAAAAACAUCAGAAACCAUCAAGUACCUGACACGGGGCAAGAUUCUGCUGUGCACAGGUGCCAUCAUGGAAGAACAGGCAGCAGAACUCCUUGGAGUGAAGAUGUGCACGUUUGUUCCAAAACAUACCCGGAACUUGGCAAAUGAGUUUCGCUGUUAUGUGAAUUAUGAUUCUGGGCUGGACUGUGGGAUCUAAUUACAGAUGGUGACAUAACACAGGAAGGAACUCUGUCACAUUCCCCUUUUUGUAUUUUCCUAGUAGAUUUAAAAUAUAUAAUCUCUUCCCCUCCCCCCAAACUGGAGCCAACCCUGGCCUGAUUUUCAAAAUAAAGUAUAUGACCUUCAUUAUUGUUUCCUUAGGGAGGGCCUCCCUAGAGCUCAGUCUGCUGCCAACCUGAAUCCAGGGAAUUUGAGUUGGAAGAAACCUUAGAACCUGCCUGAUCUACUCUCCUCAUUUUAACAUAUGUAAAAACAGCAGAACAGUUGCGUGGCUUGCCCAAGGGCUCCUGAAUGAGACAGGACCUUGGCCUCUGCCUUGGGCCAGAGCAGUCUGGUAGCAUCCUAGGGCUUGUGAGGACCCCCACCCCCAUGUCCCACCCCAGCCCUCCAAGGACACAGACUUGCCUCCAUGAAAAAAGGCAAUAAUCCAAUAACUAGCAUCUGAAUGCCUCUUGGAGCUCUCCUCCUCCAGGUUCUAGGUGGGCUGCAAGGGAUGACAGGUGCCCAGGUGCCCUCCCCACGUGGCUCAGACUCAGCACCCUACCUCUGAACUGCCUGAGAAAAUGAAAGACCCAUUUGUAAACCAAACACCAGGACCAAAAAAAUGGAGCUGGGACGAGAGUGCUAGAUUCUCACUGUUCAGAAAAUAUUCCUCUGUGCAUACCCCGGAGGACGUCUCAGCAAUCAGAAGUGAACACGCAGCAUGGCUGGGUCUCGAGGGUGCGAUGCUGAUGAAAGAGCUGCGCUGCAGAGGCUACACACUGGAUGCUUCUAGGUAUGACGUUCCCAGGGAGGAGAGAUUCGUGGGUGCAGGGCGAGCAUCAGGAUGGGGCGAAGGGGAUGGGUGGCCUACAAAGGGGAGUUCUCCUUGCUGGUGGUGUGUUGUCUUGUCUGUGGUGGUGGCUUCACGAAUCUGCCAUGUGGCAGCAUCGCAUAGAACCACACACAGAUGAGCUCGUGUGAAACUGUUGAACUUGGAAUGGGGUCUGUGGGUUGAGCCAGUGUCCAUUUUCUGAUUGUGACAUUGCACUAUAAUUAUGUAAGAUGUUACCAUUAGGUAAACUCGGUGUAGGGCAUGAGACCUAUCAGUAUAUUUUUGCAAUUUCCUGGGAAUCUACAAUCAUUUCAAAAUGAAAACUUUCCAAAAAA